This is a messenger RNA of Coregonus clupeaformis (lake whitefish), 6651 nucleotides long. RefSeq names its product PR domain containing 2, with ZNF domain a (gene prdm2a). The transcript has 4 exons. The coding region runs from base 264 to 4727 and encodes 1487 amino acids. Gene Ontology annotation, cellular component: nucleus. The record is from RefSeq and is a predicted model, not a curated record. Lineage: Eukaryota; Metazoa; Chordata; Actinopteri; Salmoniformes; Salmonidae.
UUAGGAAAUAAUUCCGUUAUGGCACAAUAAGGAAGACAAUAACAGAUGCAAGUCUACAACAGAAGAACACCCAAAGCUUUUUUCAAGAUUAAUCUAAAGGAAAACAGAAGCCUGGUCAAAACAAGCAAAGUCAAAAAUGAUGCAGUGAACCCUGCAUCGAUUCUGAAGAUGGUCUGAGCUGAGAGGUUCCCACCUGCCGAUCCCUGUACAAGGUUGCUGUGUCAUUGGACUCCACAGAGAAGAGUACGCAGCUUCCCAAGGCCAUGGAAGACUCUCCCACUUUAUACAUCUCAGAGUUGGGAGAUGAUGACAAUGUAGAGGAGGGGGAGGAGAUGGGGGACAAGGAGCCAGAGGAAACUCACUGCAGUCUUUAUUUAAUGUCCAUGGAAACGGAUGAGCUGGCAGAUUCAAACACAAGUUGCCAAAAACCUGAGGCCAAAGGCUGUGACCUGAAGCUGGAUUUAGGAUCGGUCUCCCAUUCAACAACCCCUGAGCUCCCAGAGGAUCCUGACGAUGACCCUGAUGUAGAGCUCCAGGACUCAUUUCCCUGCCAAUUCUGUGAGAGACAUUUUACCAGCAAGCAAGGCUUAGAACGCCACAUACACAUCCACACCUUAGCCAACCACCACACACACAUAUUUAAGUGUAAGUACUGCAGCAAGUCCUUUGGCUCAAAGAUUGGCCGGCGACGGCAUGAGAGGAGACAUGAAAAUGCAAAGGCAAGGCCUGGAUCUUUAAUAAAGCCUGUGAAGCCUCUUAGUUUGGCCUUACAGAGCGACGGUCCAGAAUGUGGUUCUUCUCCCAGUAGCUCCGGUGCCUCUGUUUUGGCAGAAGGAGAACAGGCAUCUACGUCAGAUGAACAUGGAGAAUUACAGGGUGGUCACACUUGCAAGUAUUGCAAAAAGGUUUUUAGCACGCAUACAAACAUGCGACGACAUCAGCGCAGGAUCCACGAGCGCCACCUCCGGCUCAAAGGUAAGGAAGCCCCACUGUUGCAGGAAGCAAAACAUCCAAAGCUACCCCCUAUUAAAUCUCAACAGGAUACCUCUAACACAAUCCCAGUAGCAGUUCUUGAGAUCAAAAGUGACCAAGAGGAGCAAUAUAUGCUGGAUAUCUCUGGUAACAUCUCUGAGAACCUCAGUUUUUAUAUAGAUGGGAAGAUUGUGUCAACAAGCACUGUCAGCAGCUGUGAGGUAGUUGAAGUGAACUCUGGGUCUUCUACUUUAGUUGGACUGAAUGCUGUGAUUAUUGAUCCUGCCCAGAUCAGUCAGGCUCUUAAAGUAGAGGCUGCUACUCGCACAGGAAAGGGGAUACCUGGUCAACCCUUGACAAAAAGGAGAACUGCCACACCACCUCUUCUACCCCAAAUCAAAACUGAACUAGAGUCAGAAGCUGUUGUGUCCUCCUCUUCUUCAUCAUCACUUGUGUCAUCUUUGAUAGAAAGUCUCAUUCCUCAGAACACCGAGUCUACUAUCCUUCAGAGAGAGAGAACAGUUUAUCUGUCACCUAAGCUGAAACAGCUCUUACAGACGCAAAAUGGCCUCAAACCCACCUUUGCCCUGAUCACAGAAGGCCAGAAGCUGUGUUCACCACUUUCCAUGACUGUCCUCCCAGCAGGAUUGGGGAGGUUUAAAAGAAGGACAGGGUCUCCACCAAACUCACCACAGCAAAGCCCUACGUCGAAUGUUGAAAGCACAACAACAGUUGUGGCCGUUUCUAUUGCUCUCAAUGCCCCAACGUCAGCGAGCCAGUGCAGUUCACCUGCAUGCAGUUUAUCUAGCAAUUAUGAGAGUGAGAUCUCCACCAGUCCACCAGUAGACGAUGCAAUGACAACUCGUGUCUUGCCAGAGGGAUGGUCCCCAAUGAGUGGUGGUAGUUCCUGCAACCAGCAACCUUUGGACCUCUCAAAUGCUGUCAAGAAAAGUGAAGAUGAAGCCCUGGGGGAAGCUGUGUUGGACUUGAGUGUGCACAGAAAGAGUGCAGAUGAUUCAGAAGCAAAGGGAAUUUUUGUUCCACAGCCCCUAAAUAAAAAGAGGAAGCCAAACACCAGCAUGUUGGAGAAGGUGCUGAUGAAUGAGUAUGCAAACCUAGAGGUUGCUGCAGAGCAAGAGUUAAGUAUAUUAGAAAAUCAUGAUGCACCGUUAGUUACAGACAUUGCCAUAGUUACUGAUUCGGAUAUGUCACCUGCUACUGAAGGAGUUGUGUUCGGAUUAACUUUGCCCUCUGCAGCACUUAGUCCAUCCCCUUCCUCUCUAGCUUCAGUCACCAUGCAGUCGAUCUCACCAUGCACCAUAGCACUUGCUUCCCCAUCUCCACAUCCAGUCCUACCAACUGCUCCGUCGCUAAUUACUGUUUUAGCACCACCAACAUCUUCCUCUAGCAGUUCCACAAAUCAACCUAUCCUUCAAGUAUUGGCCCCUAAGAUAUCUCCUAAACCUUUAAUAAUCUGCACUGAAAAUUCAUUGAAUUCAGCUGAGUGUGAGUGGCGAGCUGCUUUGUCAGAUUGGCCUACCUCUAAUUCUGCAAGCCAACUUGCCAUCUCUAAACCCCUUGACCCAACGCUCAAUCUACAAGGGCAUGUGUUUCUCACAGAUCACACUAUAAAUCAAAUAGCUCUAAACACUACCACACUUGAAUCCAACAUUGGAUUUGAAGUGCCAACAUGCUCUCCAGCUUUAACUCUAAAUGAUUCCCUCAUCAACUCCUUUAACAUUAAUAGUAAUACUGUUUUAAUUGAAUGCACAGUCGCUCUUGAAACCCCAGAGAACCUUGUCCCUACCACAAUUGCUUUCCAAGAAAAUAAUGUUGAACCUACAGCACCUGCGCAAAUUGUCAUAAAUCAGCAGCAGCUUCUGUCCUUGCCUCAUGAAACCGUUGACCCUACUAUUUUAGUAUCUUCUUUAGAGCAAUCUGUUACCCUUUCAACCUCGUCUGCAGUCAUAUCUGAAUGUCCAACUCGUCAAGAAUCCAUUUCCUCCCCUGUUCCUGCCAUUAUUAAAGAGGAAUCUAACAAAAAGGAAGUAUCAGAGGACAUGUCUAUCUGCCCCUCUAGAACGGCACCUCCCUCUGUUGAUGGCACAAGUCAAGUGGAAGAAUCCUCAAAUGAGACACUCUCCAAGCUACAAGAGACUUUCACUAAGGACUUCAUGUGCAAUGUAUGUGAUAAGCUUUUUCAUUCAAUGAAGGAACUGGGUCAUCAUGUAAGUGAGCAUUCGGAUGAAUGGCCAUACAAAUGUGAGUUCUGUGUGCUGCUCUUUGGGAAGCCCACGGCAUUGCUUGAGCACAGGUCAACCCUCCAUGGCGUCGGCAAGAGCUAUGUUUGCAGUGCAUGUACAAAGGAAUUUGCUUAUCUUUGCAACCUGAAACAUCAUCAGAAGGAGUUGCACCCUGGUCAGGAAUGCAAAUACACAGAGGAAGAAAAUGGCAAGCUACGACCCCAGAACUACAACAAUGCAACAAAAGUUAGCACAGAGGCUUCGUCCUACUGUGCCAUGGCGGAGUCCAAUAAACCUGUCAUAAAAGAUGAGGGAGAAUUAGAUGAUGCUACUGAGGAACUCUUUACCACAAUAAAGGUAAUGGCUUCUGAGGGAGGCAAAUCAAAAGGCCUGGAUGUUUGCCUUGGCAUCAACCAACACUAUCCCAGUUUUAAGCCGCCUCCGUUUCCCUAUCACAACCGGACACCUGUUGGCUCUAUAGCCUCAGCUACCAACUUCACCACCCACAACAUCCCACAAACCUUCAGCACAGCUAUCCGAUGCACUAAAUGUGGUGAAAGCUUUGAUAACAUGCCAGAGCUGCACAAACACAUUCUUACCUGUGCAAAUGCCAGUGACAAAAGACGCUACACUCCCAAUAAGAACCCCAUCCCUCUUCGUCACUUUGCAAAAGCCCAAAAUGGAGUACUGUCCUCUACUAAUUCAACAAAUGGCCAAAAUGCGCUACACAUGGCAAGUCAAACAAAUCGGCCCAAACUCAAUCAGGAGCCACCUGCCAAGUUGAAGCUUAAUGCGCUCAACAGAAGGAAAAAACAGCUGGUACAGAGGGCCAUUUCACAGAGGAGUAAGUCUACCUCUUUGACAAAGAAAGCCUCUUCUCUAGUGGAUGAGGAGCAAGAGAUCUAUGUCUGUCCACAUUGCAUUAGAGAAUUCACAUACCGCCGCAGCCGAACCAAGCACAUGGCCGUCUGCCCCAGGAAACCUGCUUCCAAAGAGGCCAAGAAAAGAAAAGAUGGUGGUAUCUCUUACACCAAGGAAAAUAACGGCCACCUUCGAAGAGGAGUUCUUCAUUUGGAAGAGAAACGGCAAGGAUCUGACCAUGAACAUAAAAACAGAGCCCAUAGUUCUAGUCCAACAAAGAGGACAGCCAUAUUACCAGCUCAUAAAGUCCUGUCAAACAAAAAAAGUAAAGCCAUCAUUGCAAACGCAAGUGUCCAACCACAGCAAGAGGCACCCAAACUGACUGCACUGUCUCUUGUUCGCCCUUUCAACUCCCCACAACAUCAAGGCAGUAGGAUGCAGCAUGGUGUAAAAGAAAUCCCUUCUAACAUUACAAUGGUGAAAUCCCACCAACAACAACCACAGGAUGAGCACCCCUCCAGUCAGUGUCGUGGAAGGGUGAGUGGACCAGUGACCCGCAGUCUACAGCAGAUUGUCAUCACAGCUUCGGCAAAGAAAGAACCGCUGACCAGUCAGGAGCCACCAAGGGAGCUGCAGGAUCCUUCAAUUUGAGAUUCAUCCAAUGGACUGCUUCAGACAGUGGAAACUUGAGGAUCAUGAUACGAUUGUGGAGGCUUAAUGAAAUAAAAACGAAUGCAAGAAGAGAUGGAGAAUGCAGCAGUGGGUAGGUGCAAUGGACAAUGUAUGGAGGCUUUCAGAGUACAGUUUUGUUGUGCAUUUCUUGUCCUUUUCAUAGAAUGUUUGGAAAAGACUCCUGUGCACUUUGUGAGAAAAUGUACCUGUGAUGGCCACAUGCAUCACAGAAUAUGUAAUCUGAUGAUUAUCUGAAAAAAUUACUUAAUUUAAAAAGCCCAUCCCUAUGAAUAACUAGUGGGGUUCAUGUACUGCAAGUGGCAAUCGUAGGGGCAUGCAGUUAUUCAAUUUUGUUUCAAUUAUCUGUAGGUGUACUGUUAUGUGGCCUUUUUAUUUGGAACCUAAAUGCAUGCAUGCAUGCAUGCUACCAGUUUAUUGUAGUACUAGAUUGCCCCAUUCUCACUCAGUCUGUCAAAUUUUACACCACACUUUUUAGGUUUGAAUGAUCAUCAACAAGUGAAACUCUGGAUGUCUUAAAGGGCUAUAUAGUUUUCCAAAUGUUUAACCUAAUCGUAAUAAAUGUCAUACCUCGAGGAGUUAUGUGGCUGUCUUAGAAUGUUUAUACAAGCUUCACGGAAAGCCCUGUGAAGUAAACAAUGCAUGCAAUGUGAGUAUAAAAACCUAGAGCUGGGCGAUAUCAUUUGAUAAAUUGGAAUGUAUGUUUUAGCGCGAUAUUCCAAAUGCCUGUAUAGCAGGAAUCCGUUUUUUGUUUUUUUCUGAGCGUUUGUCCGCUUUUUCUCAUGUUUACCUUUGCAUUUACACUCUCCAAGCCCAGCCCCCUGCCACUCACAACAACAAAGAUGAGAGAUCACUUCUUCCUCUCUGACAGUGGUUUCAACUACCAUUUGCAUUUUAGGUUUGGUCCAACAGAAUCUGUCAUGGAAACCGAAACACAUUGAAACAUUAUUUUACUGUAAUAGAGGAGAUUAACCUUUUUAAUGAUACCCUUUUUAUGUCUUAACUCCUCAAAUUGCAUGCUGAUUAUUUUUUGGUUGGGGACCCCUGGAGGUCGGGGCGCCCCAGAUAACAUAUGAACACGUCAUAAACAAUGGCAAAAUGUGUAGAAUUGCAGGAAAUUCGCUUUAAUGGUCGACUUUGGGUGCGAAAAACGGUCCAACUCCUCAAUUUUCAAACAGAAAUUGGGUGUGCCUUUGGUGGUUAAUCGACGUGUCAUUCUGGUCAUGCGCGCCGUGACCAACGUAGCAAGUUCGGUAGCUAAGAUAACCACUUGUAGCUAGCCAGUAACUCCUCCAGUAUGUGUUGACGUCAUUUCACUGGAUUUGUUUUUGGACAGAAGCUGUAGAGAUCGGUAAGGAAUGGCACUUCUAUAGCCAAAUAUCUUAUUCAUCCAUAUAUUUCUUUAAAGCAUUAAAUGACCUGGUAUAAUGGUGCAUUGAUCAGUUAUACAGUUUAAAGCCUUUAUUUUAGCGUUUUUGCCCAGUCUACCUUUUAAAGUAACUGUCCAGUGUUUCCAGAUUUCUAUGAAAUAUGAUCUAUAUUUAUUUACAAUACGAGUGAAAUAUUUGACCUUCCAAUUUUUUAAAAUUAUGUUCAAAAGCAGCUUUUCGGUGUUGGAAUGGUGUGGGUGUACCCCAACAACAGAAUGGUGUGGGCAUAUACCAGUCAUUAAAAUGAUUUAUGCGAGUAGACUGCUGACUGAUUGGCCAGCUCAUCCUCCUCAGGAGGAUGACAUCAUCCUCUAUGAGGAAAUGGCAAGCAUUCUUUUAAAUGGUCUGUUUGAGAGACAAUUAUUGCUUUGGCCACAUACAAGUAUAGGAUGAGUCAACAACAUUAUUUGGGUAUGAGUUAACAGAAUAUAAACUUUUAAAAUGAGAUUUUCACU